Trichobilharzia regenti is the source of this 3899-nucleotide messenger RNA. Lineage: Eukaryota; Metazoa; Platyhelminthes; Trematoda; Strigeidida; Schistosomatidae. The record is from the annotation of a GenBank genome assembly.
GUCAAGGCAGAAUCCACAACAUUUUAUGUAUUGAUUGUACAUAUGUUCGUGUUAAGUAAUUGAGUGGGUUCCAUUUCAUUUAAUUAUUGGUUUAUUUUAACAGUUGUCGCAUUGUGUGAAUCAUCUUGUAAUGUUAUUAUAAGUACUUCUGAAGUCGUUUCUAGUCUUCUAAUCUUGUGAACGAAUCGAGUUGUGUUAGAGUCAGUGUAUGCAAUCUGAUAUGCCGGGCAACUCGACGAAGACGAACUAAAACGAAUAAAAGUACUUUAUAUUUCCCAUAAAACAUUUGUUUAUAGACUGGUAUUAUUCUCCGCUUUAAUUGCCAAACAAUAUAACUUCAUUCUUCUAAUCCUGUCGUUUAAAGUCGAGAAUCAGUCGUAGUAUUCAUCGGUUCGGGGCAUCUUCGUAACAAUAGGAACUUAGGGAUACGUUCCUUGACGGCCAGUUAACACUAUGGGGAUUUGUGACACUACGCGUCUGCAGUGACAAAGCUGACUGACUGAGUUUCAACAUGGAACUCGGCACAGAAGUGCAGCAGUUCGAUUGUUUACAUUCCACAGUUAAAAAUAUCAUAUUUAGUUGGUAAUAAGCAAAACGUGUUUCAUCAAAUGUGUUUUGACAUAGCAUUUGGGCUACUAACUCAUGAGAUAUAACGAGACACUGUCAGGGUUAUUUCAGGUAAGGAGAGAAAUUAUUGCAAGAUAACUCUUUUUUCAGUUAGACAAGAAUCAAAUGAAAAAAAUAAGAUUAUCAUUUGUUGAUAUUUCGCUUAUUUUUAUCCACGUUUUAGUAUUUCAUUACGCCUGGACCAUAGAUCAUUCUGACAGACUGACUUUCAACAUAGAAGCUUGUACACAAGUGCAGCCGUUUAGGUUAUCGCAUUCCAUGUAGCGCACAAAGGUAGGGAAUAAAGAAAUCAAAUGGAACUCUAACGAGCAUAAAUGUAAUGGAAAACGGACAGUGACAAAGAAAAAACAUUGGGGUUAGUUAGCUAUUUGGGCUUACACAGAGUGAAUGCAUCUGUGUCAUUAACAACGUUUGGAGUCAUAUUUCUACUUAACACUAAGCUUAACCCCAAUAUUACUCACCAUAUUAGACUACUCAGCACAGAAGAAAGGGAACAGACACUACUAUCAAAAACCAGUAGUCUUUUCAUAUCUUCCAGCUUCAAUGGCCACUUCUCACAGCCUAAGUGGACAAUAUCAUCAGCAUACUGUAAGUUGACGAGACUGUUCCCUGGUAAGUCCCUGAAGUGAAUGACACAAGCCUAUUAGUACACGUAUGAUGAAAGUGAACUAAAAUAAGGACGACAGUUGUAGAACUGAGCCUUGUAUUAUAUCCUUCUUGGAAAUAUCAGUUCCCUCAUAGCUUAGUUUCAUUAUUAAGUGAAUGGAAUGCAAUAUACAGAUUCAUGGAAUUCACAUACUGACGUGCUACUUUCCCAGAAUCCUGCUUAAUGUCUCGUCAGAAAGUGAGAAAUGGGUAUUGUGCAAACUCAAUAGGCUGUGAACUGGCGCCAAUGAAAAUGACAUCAAUUCUUGGAAUUACCAGUUUUAAUUUUAGCUUGAUCGCAUGCAAAACUCAGUAGUUGUAGUGGCCACUUGAUGAACCUCGGAUCCAUAUAGAAAGCGCAGAAGAUUGAGUACAACAUACACACUCCUGAUUUCACUAUGAAGCAUGUAUGCCAAGCCCAUUAUUUUGUGAGCCUACACAGGUCACAAACUUACAUUUGUCCUUACUGAGCUUAAUAUAGCGAAUCCUGUUAAGUAACUUUCCUAUGCAGAAGAGAAGAGCAAGGUAUUCAUAAUCUUUUGCUGCAUAUUUAAUCGCAGUGCAACUCGAUGAGCAAUAGUAUAUAUACGAAUUAACUGACACAUUGUGACAUGACAAGAAGUGAGACAGUCAGAUUACUAGCGUAUUUGGCGAAGUUGCUCUCACUAAAGGAGAAAAGUUAUGUAAGACGAGAGAGAAAAAAGAACAGAAGAGAUAACAGUACUUUGAGGAAAACCAGCUUCAGCAAGCACGGCGGAAGGUUUACCUUGAUAUGCGGUAUUCUGGAUUCUAUUUGAGAAAUGAUAAUGCAACCAGUCAAAUGCCAAGGAUUCGUGUUUGCACGACCGAAACCUUAUUUAACUAAAGUCAUCUAGGCUCUGAGUCAACAACAACGGCGAUUGCUGAAUGACCGAAAUCUUAGCACAAAAGUCACAAAGCACAAAAACCAUUUGCAAAGUAAGAGACGAGUCCCGGAUUGGAGAAGAGAUUGCUGAAAGGUAUACAUUUUUCAGUUAGCAAGGAACCAGAUUAAGAACUACACUGUGGUGAUUGACAAUUUCUAUCUCUGUAUUGUUUAAAUACUUACUGUUGACUGUUGAUAUGUUUCUUAUAUGAAUUGCAUUCUAAUUCCGCUAAAUAAAAAUUACUGAUUGCUGCCCUCUCUGGGUUUUGAUUAGAUUCCUAUAAUUCCGUCAUCCCGGUAUAUUAAUAUUUCAAGUACAAUAAAUUACUACAAAUUGGCGUCGCGAUGGAGCUAAGUAACCUGGGAAAAUUUCCUCUUAAUGGUUCUCCGCGGGAGAUUGCUGAUUAUUUGGAAUGCUUUGAUGCGUGGUGCAUUUCCAAGAAUGUUCGGGAUGAUAAAAUACCUGCUCAUUUCAUCACCGCUAUUGGUCUUGAUGCAUAUAGCCUGGUGAAGAAUCUGGCGUUUCCAGAUAAACCCAUUUCUAUGCCAUAUGCUAAGCUCCGUGAACUUCUUAUAGAUCACUUCCAUGUAACUACUUUUGAGACCAGAGAGAGGGCUCACUUCAACAAACUGGUACGUUCUCCCAAUCAGAAGAUAAGAGACUUUAUACUACAACUCCAAAUUCAAGCCUCAAAGUGUAAUUUUGGAGAUCAGCUGCAUACACAACUACGUGAUCGUCUAAUUGCUGGAAUCAACAUUCCUAAAUUAGAGAAAGAGUUAAUUCAGAUUCCCUUUUGUACGUUUCAAACUGCUAAAGAUGUAUGCAUUACAUAUGAAGAUGUCAAUAAUGAAUACUCUGCUCCCACUACGUCAGUGUCUGAUGUUAUGCUUUCUAAAGUCGAAAAUACAAGUGGUAAUGGAAAGAAAUCCAAACUGCCAUCCACAGGUAACAGAAUGCAGCGAGAGAUCAAAAACAUUAAACCGUGUUUAUCCUGUGGAAAGUUAUAUCUACGAAGCACUUGCCGUUUUCGGAGUGCUAAGUGCUAUAAAUGUGGUAAAGUUGGACACAUCAAGACGGUUUGCAGGAGUUCGAGUACUUAUGUUGCUCAACAUUCUUAUAAUUCUCCCAAGCUGUCUAGUAAAAUGGAGUCUAUGUGUCUUUCAACUUUUCAAAAUACUCAAGCUAAUCCAACGAAAACCUCCACUGCAAGUUCAGCAACGCAAGUAUCAACUGUAUUCAAAAAUGAGGUAGCUAAGUUGCAAUGUGAACUGUCGAAAGCACGAAAAGACCUGAAUGAGAUGAGAGAGCAACUGAAUAAAAUUGAGGAAUUACUGCAUAUGCAUAGACUACGUCUGGUGAAUCCAGAGCAUACAAGUUCUUGUGAAAGUCCUGCAAAACUAUUCAAAUCUCGAAUUCUCAAAAAGCAUCUGAUGUCCACUACUUCUAAUGUACAUUAUUACAAAGAUAAUAACUACAGACCUUCUGUUGGAAUUAUACUACAAAAAAUGGGAAAUCGAGUGGUGAAGAUAUUAGACAUCAAAGAUCACUCAGUUCAUAACGGACACCUGGACAAAGUGACAAUAAAUGAAGUAGGUCGUUCCAAUUAUAAUAUUAUUGAUUCCGCUAAUAAUCCUGAUUUUGUAGAUAAUUCAGAAAUAAGUCCAGAUAGUACUGAUGAAAAUAAUAUCACAGAAUCAGUUAGCUCGAAGCUACUUGCAAGCA